AUGGCUCAGAACGCUCCCGAGAACUACGUGCCGCUCUAUGCUACCCAGGACGAAUGGCAGGAUAAAGAGCUUCAGCAAUUUGCGAUUGACUUCUAUCGCAUCUCGGACAAUCCUGAAGAGAAUCAGCGUUGGGUAGACUCUUUCACGGAAGACGCAAGCGUGCAGAUUGGCGCUGACAAGGCACGCGGCUCAAAAGAUCUAGCCGAAUUCCGAAGUCGGAUGUGGAAGCACAUCAAAGAGCGCAGACACACGGUUCUCAAAGUCUUUCCUGGGCGAUUCUCCGACUCAAAUGAGUGCAUGAUUUUGGGAGAAGUCAGCGUUACCACGACAGAUGGACGGCUCAAAGAGGCUCUUGGUCGGCACAUGCAGUCGUCAGGAAGGUUGAUGGACAGUGGAAGUUUAGCCAAUACCGCGUCUGGCUGCAGACUGAUGGACAUCUGCUGUGAAAGCCAUGCCCUACAAAGAUGA
Molecule: messenger RNA, 468 nt
Organism: Fusarium redolens
Lineage: Eukaryota; Fungi; Ascomycota; Sordariomycetes; Hypocreales; Nectriaceae
Exons: 2
Coding region: 1-468 (155 amino acids)
Source: RefSeq, a predicted model, not a curated record